AUCUCGCGACAUUCAAGAUUGCGGGAGCCCGAGCGUUGCUGCGGAGACGCAGGCGCGGACUCGCCUCCUCUUACGGCGAGUGGCGGAAGAUGGCGGCGGCUCAGGCGGUGGAGGAGAUGCGGACUCGCGUGGUUCUCGGAGAGUUUGGGGUUCGCAAUGUCCACACCACGGACUUUCCCGGUAACUACGCUGGUUAUGAUGAUGCCUGGGACCAGAACCGCUUCGAGAAGGUGGGUAGGGCUGAAGGUGCCCAGUCGACCCGAGGGUGCUGCCUCUUUUCCAGGCAGGGGAGUGGGUGGAGGUCAGUUGGAUGCUUUUGCCUCCUUGGGCAGGUGCCAACAAUGGCUGUGGAGAAGGUUUUGGUGUAUAACAACACGUCCAUUGUCCAGGAUGAGAUCCUUGCUCACCGCCUGGGGCUCAUCCCCAUCCUUGCUGAUCCUCGUCUCUUUGAAUAUCGGAACCCAGGAGAGGAAGAAGGAACGGAGAUAGACACGCUGCAGUUCCGGCUGCAGGUCAGGUGUACCAGGAACCCCAAUGCUGCCAAGGAUUCCUCAGACCCCAAUGAACUCUAUAUCAACCAUAAAGUAUACACCAGGCAUAUGACGUGGGUCCCCUUGGGAAAUCAGGCUGAUGUCUUCCCGGAGGGCACAAUCCGUCCAGUGCACGACGACAUCCUCAUCGCUCAGCUUCGGCCUGGCCAGGAAAUUGACUUGAUGAUGCACUGUGUCAAGGGCAUUGGCAAAGACCAUGCCAAGUUCUCCCCAGUGGCCACAGCCAGCUACAGACUCCUACCAGACAUCACUCUGCUUGAGCCUGUGGAAGGAGAAGCGGCAGAGGAGCUGAGCCAGUGCUUCUCCCCUGGCGUGAUUGAGGUGCAGGAAGUACAAGGUAAAAAGGUGGCCAGGGUGGCCAAUGCUCGGCUGGAUACCUUCAGCAGGGAAAUCUUCCGGCAUGAGAAGCUCAAGAAGGCUGUGCGGCUUGCCCGGGUUCGGGACCAUUAUAUCUUUUCUGUGGAGUCUACUGGAGUUUUGCCACCAGAUGUGUUGGUGAGUGAAGCCAUCAAGAUCCUGAUGGGGAAGUGCCGGCGGUUCUUGGAUGAGCUGGAUGCAGUUGAGAUGGACUGAGGCUUCCACACACAUCUGGGAUCCUAGGAGGGCGUGGCUGCUCUUGGAUUGGGGUCUUUGGCACUGCUGUACUAUACCGCUGUGCUCAGGGUUACUAGAGGUCCCUUUCCAGUCUCAUUUCCAGGCAAUACAUUUUAUUAAAUGUGCCACGGACACCUUUGCCUUUGUAAGGCCUUUGUUGUAAAUAAAUUGCUCUUGGCAAGUUCUUUUU
Messenger RNA from Mus caroli (Ryukyu mouse), 1335 nucleotides. The record is from RefSeq and is a predicted model, not a curated record. NCBI's taxonomy places the organism in Eukaryota, Metazoa, Chordata, Mammalia, Rodentia, Muridae.